UCCCUAUAUCCCCACUGCAUUUAAUCCUUUCUCCCCUGUCAAUAAUUCCAUUUCCUCCUCCUGCUGUUGCUCCAUCUCUCUCCAAGAUCUCAUCUGACCAUCUCUCCAUUGAUAGCGACCUUGCCUGCAGGCCUGGCCUACUCUCUCACUGUCACCAAGCAGCACACCUCGCUUCAUUUCAUUCACUCAUUUUAUUCACCCUCAAAUCUUGCUCCUUUCUUCUGCGUCUCCUAUAAAUGCGUCGCCUCCGUUGUAGAAAGCCUCCAAGGUCCAGCCUUGUUUCCUGUUUGCCGCAUUUGCUUCCAAGACCGGGCGAGCGUUCCAAGAAGCCAAGAAACCAAGAACCGGGAGAGAGGGAGGGGGAAGAUGAAGGAGUACUGGACGGCGUUGGCGUCGCUGAUGGGCGCUUUCGCGUUCCUGCAGGGGGUGCUGCACGCGGUGUUCCCGGCGGAGCUGCGGGCGGCGGUGGCGCGGCUGCUGGGGAGGGUCACGCGGGCCUUCUCGCCUUAUUGCUACUUCGACGUCACGGAGAUGGACGGGAUGGGCACCAACGAAAUCUACGACGCCGUGCAGCUCUACCUCAGCAGCACCGCGGCGCCGGCCGCGGGGGCGCGCCUCAGCCUGUCGCGCCCGCCCAACGCCUCCUCCUUCACCUUCGGGCUCGCCGCCAGCGACCGCGUCGUCGACACCUUCCGGGACGCCGCCGUCACGUGGGAGCACGUGGUGGCGCCGCGCCAGGGGCAGGGCUUCUCGUGGCGCCCGCUCCCCGAGGAGAAGCGCCGGUUCACGCUCCGCAUCCGCCGCGGGGACAGGGACAAGCUGCUCCCGGCGUACCUCGACCACAUCCUCGUCGCGGCCGCGGACAUCCGGCGCCGGAGCCAGGACCGGCUGCUCUACACCAACGCGCGCGGCGGGGCCAUGGACGCGCGCGGCCUGCCGUGGGACCCCGUCCCGUUCAAACACCCGAGCACGUUCGAAACGCUCGCCAUGGACCCGGCGCGCAAGGCGGCCAUCAUGGCCGACCUUCGCGACUUCGCCGACGGGAGCGCGUUCUACGAGCGCACGGGCCGGGCCUGGAAGCGCGGGUACCUCCUGUACGGCCCGCCGGGGACAGGCAAGUCCAGCAUGAUCGCCGCCAUGGGGAACUACCUCGGCUACGACGUGUACGACCUCGAGCUCACCGAGGUCGGCAGCAACGCCGAGCUCCGCAAGCUGCUGAUGAAGACCACGUCCAAGUCCAUCAUCGUGAUCGAGGACAUCGACUGCUCCGUCGACCUCACCAACCGGGCCGCCACGCCGCCGGCGCCGAAGCUGCGGCCGAACAUCGACGGCACGAUCGAACAUGACGGGGGCGCCGGGACGGGGCGGUCGAUCACGCUCUCCGGCCUGCUCAACUUCACCGAUGGCCUGUGGUCGUGCUGCGGCGCGGAGCGCAUCUUCGUUUUCACCACCAACCACAUCGAGAAGCUGGACCCGGCGCUGCUCCGAUCCGGCCGGAUGGACAUGCACAUCUUCAUGAGCUACUGCACGUUCCCGGCGCUCAAGAUCCUCCUCAAGAACUACCUCGGCUUCCAGGGCGACGAGCUGGACCUCCUCGGCGACUCAGACGACGGCGCGGCGGUCAUGCGGGGGCUUGAGGAGUGGAUCGACGCCGCGGAGAUCACGCCGGCGGACGUGAGCGAGGUGCUGAUCAAGAACCGCAGGAACGGCAAGAAGGAGGCAAUGCAAGAGCUGCUCGACACCCUCAAGGUGCGAGCCGAGAAGCGGCGGCGGGAUGGCUUCACCACGGCGGUAGUGCGCAAGGAGGGCGGCGGCGACAAUGAGGAGGAAGAGGAGAAGAGGGCGUUGGAGAGCCCCAACGAGGGCAAGGAGCAGGCCGGCAUCGAGAGCUGCAGAGACGGACAGGACGAGGAGACAGAGGCCAAGAAACAGGUGUGACCGUGCGAACGGAAGAGGGAAAGCGAAGGGUUCAAAAUUUUCCUGUUCGGUGACACGUUCCUGGCCAAUUUUCACCGGUGAAAUCCAUGCAAGAAAGGAGCUUCUCAACAACCUCUUUUUUGUUUGAUUAUUCUUUCUUCCUUUUUUUUUGUCUUUCGAUGCAUGUAGUAGAUGUCUUUUCUCUAGCUAUCUAGUUAGGUUUUCCCUUAUUGUAAUAACAAAGAAAUUUUAAAUUUCACUAGUGGGAUCAUAUGAGCUACCAGUAAA
Messenger RNA from Phragmites australis (common reed), 2205 nucleotides. RefSeq names its product AAA-ATPase At4g25835-like. The transcript has a single exon. NCBI's taxonomy places the organism in Eukaryota, Viridiplantae, Streptophyta, Magnoliopsida, Poales, Poaceae. The record is from RefSeq and is a predicted model, not a curated record. Gene Ontology annotation, molecular function: ATP binding; ATP hydrolysis activity. The coding region runs from base 367 to 1938 and encodes 523 amino acids.